Messenger RNA from Bursaphelenchus okinawaensis, 1190 nucleotides. The record is from the annotation of a GenBank genome assembly. Lineage: Eukaryota; Metazoa; Nematoda; Chromadorea; Rhabditida; Aphelenchoididae.
AUGUUCAGCCGGCUGGUUAUUAUCACCGUGUUGGUGGGUUUCAUCGACGGCUCCAUCAUGAGUCGAGAAGGCGACCGUCGAAGGCCUGUAGCCGCAAGUAUCGGACAGAAACCAAAUCCAGGUAUGUCAAUUUCUCAUCAUAUUUUGCAAAAUUUCGAUGUUUAAUGUAAUAUAAUAAUAUUUUAUUUCAUAUUUUACAUAUAAUUUAAUAGUGUAAAGUCUUGUUUACUUGUCGAUAAUAUAAAAUACGGUUGUUUUUGUAUACAAAACCAUAAUUUGGGAAAAACCAAAUUAUAUUCUGUACUAUUCGAAUUCUUGGAGCCAAACUUCAUUGAAUCGACACGGAAUGAAUCACGAUUCAGACGAGAACAUGUCUUUCAAUGUAUAAAAACAAAUGUAAUCUCCGGCUGAGUUCCGCGUUCAAUAGUUAAAAGUUACAGCCAAUCGAAUCUCGAUUUCCUGUAGCACUACACGGAACACUUUUUGUGAGGAACAUGGCUAACAUAACAUAGUUUAUGUUGCUAAAUAGACCGAAGUUAAUCUUUUUAAAGAACAUUGUCACAAAUGUAACCAUUUGAACACAGAAGAACGCUAAAAAUAUAUUAAACAAGCUAUAUUAACCAUAGUUAACACCCUAUCAUUUCAGAACAACUGGCCUUCUUCUCUCACACAGUAUGUGCCCAGAAGUGUAUGUUAAACUGUCAGCCAAUCAUGGCCGAGAACCAAAACACCUUCUACUUGUGCCCUAAGAUCAAACCCCCCGAGGUGUCGUUGUCCGACCGUUUCAUGGCCAAAGCUUCGUGGCCUUGGAUUCUGUUUCUGGGACUGAUCGGAACGAUGAUCUUACUGUGCAUGUUAUGUUCUUGUUACUCAUGUUGUUGUAAAGGGAAACAUCACUCGGAACACAGUUCGCGAGAGCCGUUGGCCGACAAUCGAACGUAAGUGAAAGGCUGUGAAUCGUACGUUAUCAUUAGAAUAUUAAGAUGAUACGACUAAUGGCAUAGUCAAGAUUAUACUUUCUCUUUUGUAAAUUGAUAUCAAUAUAUAAUAGUUUUUUAAGCCUUGAGCUAAUAAAUGGUCAUUUCAGAAACCUAAGAGACGAGAUCGUGGCCGAGAACGUUAUCCAAGGCUUUCCGUACUCACAUCGUGGCCAACGGAUCUCCGGCUCCAAAUACGUGGUGGACGUGUAG